CCUUGCGCAGAUUUUCUAGGAAGUUAAGCAAGAGAAGAAAGCAGAAACGUCUACUCUUACCUCUUUAAUCUUCCUCAGUUUCCUCACCAGCCAUGUCAUGCCAAAGUGAUCCAUCCAGAGAGACCUCUCCACAAAGAAAACUGGGUAGGGGGAAAAUUGAGAUCAAGAGGAUUGAAAACACCACAAAUCGUCAGGUCACCUUCUGCAAGCGCCGCAAUGGUUUGCUGAAGAAAGCCUAUGAAUUAUCUGUUCUCUGUGAUGCUGAAGUUGCCUUGAUCGUCUUCUCCAACCGUGGCCGUCUUUAUGAGUAUGCAAAUAACAGUGUCAAAGAGACAAUUAAGAGGUACAAAAAGGUAAAUUCAGAUUCUGCGAACACCGGCUCUAUUUCAGAAGCCAAUGCUCAGCACUACCAACAGGAAGCAUCGAAACUGCGUGCACAGAUCAGUAAUUUGCAGAACUCAAACAGGAACAUGCUUGGUGAAUCUUUAGGGUCGUUGAAUCUGAGGGACCUCAAGAAUCUAGAAAGCAAGGUUGAGAGAGGCAUUAGCAGAGUCCGAUCCAAAAAGAAUGAACUUUUGUUCGCGGAAAUUGAGUUCAUGCAGAAGAGGGAGGUUGAUUUACACAGCAACAAUCAAUACCUUCGAUCAAAGAUAGCUGAAACUGAAAGAGCCCAGCAUGACAUGAACUUGAUGCCUGGGAGCUCUGACUAUGAACUAGUGUCAGCUCAGCCAUUUGAUGCUAGGACUUUCCUCCAAGUUAAUGGGCUGCAAUUAAAUAAUCAUUACCCUCGCCAGGAACAGAGGCCUCUUCAACUAGUCUGAUAUUGCUUAAUGAGGUUGAGAUUUCUCCAUCUCUCAUUUCUUGUUUGGAAGUUCUGUCGCUAAGCUUGCCAGCAAGGACUAAAUUCUUCAAGAAAUCUGGGGAUUGAUCGGUGUUGGUGGAGGCGAAGCUUCAUUCUUAAAAUAAGUAUGCUGUUGGACAGAAUAUAUAGUCCAUUUUCUUCCAAUUUCUAUUGAUAACAUCUUUCUUCUUUACUUCCCAAAUGAUUAUACUUAUAAAUGCUUAUAACUAUUCCUCCACGUUGUUAUACUCUUUUGAACUUCUAUGGAAGGAAUCGAAAGCGUGAAAUACUA
Coffea eugenioides is the source of this 1133-nucleotide messenger RNA. RefSeq names its product floral homeotic protein AGAMOUS. The transcript has 9 exons. Bases 93 to 821 code for a protein of 242 amino acids. Lineage: Eukaryota; Viridiplantae; Streptophyta; Magnoliopsida; Gentianales; Rubiaceae. Gene Ontology annotation, biological process: positive regulation of transcription by RNA polymerase II. Gene Ontology annotation, cellular component: nucleus. The record is from RefSeq and is a predicted model, not a curated record. Gene Ontology annotation, molecular function: DNA-binding transcription factor activity, RNA polymerase II-specific; RNA polymerase II cis-regulatory region sequence-specific DNA binding; protein dimerization activity.